AUGCGGAAUUCAGUUUGUACCCAAGGGGAAGUGACAAAAAGAAUAUCUACAAUGCUUGAACUGAAUGCUAAGUUUAACUAUAAUUCCUGCAAUGAUUCUCCAUUAUGUAUUGAAGACACAAGCAAAGUGCAUUCUUUAAAGAAUCUGAAAGAGAUCAAACCCACUAAAAUUUGUAGGGAACCAAUAAGUUUGAGUCUUAAUCUCAAUUCACAAGUUAUAUCAAGUUCUUGCAAUCAUGAAUGUGUACAAGCACAUGAAACUUUAUCCGAGUGUGGUAGUACUUGUGGUUCCAUUGGAGAAAACGACUCGAUGCGGCUUUGGAAACAAAUGAAACAAAAUGGGUUCCUAUCAUCUUUUAAUGGCAACGUCAUAUUCCCUUCGUUGCCAAAGCCCUGUGGGAAGAAAAGAGGAAAUGAAUCAGUGGUCAAGAAAAGGAUAGAGAUGGCCAAGAGAGAACAAGUUGACAGAUUUGCAAAAGUUGCCGCUCCUUGUGGACUUUUAAAUGGAUUGAAUCCUGGGAUUAUCAACCAAGUAAGAAACAGGAAACAAGUUCAUUCUAUAAUUGAAGCCCUUGUGCGAUCUGCAAGAAUAAAAAGCAAAAGUAGUGAACACAAGCAGGAUGAUGGGACUCUGAAUCAUUUGUACCCCAGCAGAAAAUGCGACGAUGAUGUGCUUAAGCUUAAACUUUCAUCUGCUUCAACCGUGACAUUCGAAGAUAUGAGCUCCUUGCCAAAUUACAAGUCAGCCAACAUUUCUACUGUUGAUUCACUUUCUGUUAAAGGUGCAAGUGUAGCUUCUCAGUGGCUGGAACUUCUUUAUCAGGACAUUAAAGGUCGUCUUGCAGCUUUAAGGCAUAGCAAGAAACGAGUUCAAUCAGUAACUCAAACAGAACUUCCUCACUUGAUAGCGAGUCACUUAUCUUCUAAGCAAGAAAAUGAUUCUUCAGCCGCCCAUUUAGCAAAUAAAGCGCAAAAUAACAUGCACAAGAUCAGAUGGACUGCCCUUUUUGAUCAGAUGCAUAAGUCACUUUCUGUGGAAGAGAAAAAUCUGGAAAACACAUUAAAUCAAGUAAGGGAAAUGUUGUUGCAUUGUGAACAUGGUCUCCUAGAAUUUCCUCCUGCAAAUGGUUUCCAACAACAAGCUACUUUGCAAACUAACUACAUGUAUCUCAAAGCACAACCAGCCUUAGACAAAGAUUUAGCUGUACGAGCUGCUGCCGCUGCUAUCUUUUCGACUUCCAACUUACUGCAAACGCCAGAUAACUUGCCCUGUUUCUGAUCAUUUUUGAGCUAGGGUAUUUUCAUUGCAACAGUUUAACUUCAAUUAUGCUUAAAUUUUCCAGCAUUCCCGAGGCUAUUUUUUAUGUACUUUCAAGUUCGUUUUUUCCUUUUAUUACAUUUAGAAGUAAAUUUUACAUCUGUAUCACCUAUAGGCUCUAGGUGAUACAGAUUUUAGAUAUAGGGUUAACUUUCCUUCGCCGAGUUGUGGCAAAGAAAGUAAGAAACUGGUUUCUGAUAACAAAUUGUUCUUGAAAUCUAUAGAGAAUUUGCAAUAACAGGAACA
Molecule: messenger RNA, 1563 nt
Organism: Erigeron canadensis
Lineage: Eukaryota; Viridiplantae; Streptophyta; Magnoliopsida; Asterales; Asteraceae
Exons: 6
Coding region: 1-1278 (425 amino acids)
Source: RefSeq, a predicted model, not a curated record